AUGUCACUCGUUAAGGACGUUCUUCAUCCCUUAUCUUAUGCGGCGCGCAACACUACGCCGUUGGGUAACAUUGUUGAGCUCACUUUCAGUUCUCUCGACGGAGAAGCCGUUGUGAAAUCGAUUAUCGAUUCCGUGAAAGAUAACGCUUCAGGAGCGAUUGGAGUUUUUAUCGGAACUACCAGAGAUAACUUCCAAGGGAAAACUGUGGUACGACUGGAGUACCAAGCUUAUACAUUACUCGCUAUGAAAACUCUUUCGUCUACCGCUGACGCUGCCUGCACUGCGUCGUGCCUGAAUAUUGCGGAGUCAUCUGUUUCUGAACAAAAUUCUGUCGAUCCUGCCUAUCAGCACGAGCAUAACCAGCCAUCGAACAGACAGAUCAAAUGCGCAAUCGUUCACAGGUUGGGUGACGUUCCUGUGGGCGAGACAUCGAUUGUGAUCGCAGUGUCCACUCCGCACCGACGCGAGGCUUUCGAGGCAUGCGAAUGGCUACUUGAAGAAGUAAAGAAGAAGGCGCAGAUAUGGAAGAGGGAGUGGUACGCUGGUACUGAAGGCGGCCGUAGUGACGGAGCAAUCGUGGCGAAAGACGGUGCAGCAGUGAAAAUGGCAGGAGAUCCUCCGCCGCAAUCUCUCUGGAAAGCCAAUUUUCCACCAAAGCCCCAUUGCGGAUAG
Cantharellus anzutake is the source of this 672-nucleotide messenger RNA. RefSeq lists its product as uncharacterized. Bases 1 to 672 code for a protein of 223 amino acids. NCBI's taxonomy places the organism in Eukaryota, Fungi, Basidiomycota, Agaricomycetes, Cantharellales, Hydnaceae. Gene Ontology annotation, cellular component: cytosol. The transcript has 2 exons. The record is from RefSeq and is a predicted model, not a curated record. Gene Ontology annotation, biological process: Mo-molybdopterin cofactor biosynthetic process.